Messenger RNA from Emiliania huxleyi CCMP1516, 489 nucleotides. RefSeq lists its product as hypothetical. The transcript is spliced from 3 exons. The record is from RefSeq and is a predicted model, not a curated record. The coding region runs from base 1 to 489 and encodes 162 amino acids. Lineage: Eukaryota; Haptophyta; Isochrysidales; Noelaerhabdaceae.
AUGGCCGGUUCGAUGGCUACCGGGCUCCGCAAGGCCGGCGUUGACGUUCGGCGAGCACGCUUCUCUCCGCUUCUAACGGAGGAGGAACGCCUGACGUACUUUAACGAGAACGAGCAGCCUCAGCUGACAGGGCUCGCCCUCGCCUAUCCGACAUGGUGGUUUAACCUGCCAGCACGCAUGAAGGGGUUCUUCGACCGAUGCUUUGUGCCGGGCGUGGGGUUCAAGUACGACAAGGAGCUGGGAAGGAGGACUACCGGACUGCAAAACAUCUCGCGCCUCGGGGUGGCGACGACGUAUGGCUUCGACGAGCCCACUGUCAGCAAGGCGGGUGAUGCGGGGCGGCUGAUGCUCGAGGGUGGCAUGACGAUGCUGAUGCACCCACAGGUGGUGACGCAAUGGGACCCACUCUACUCUAUGCAGGCCGAGGGUGGGGACGAGGCACGGGCUAAAUUCCUUGUGGACCUCGAGGCCGCGUACGCAAAGUGGUAG